AUGUCGUUCAGUCCAGAGAACUCCCUGGCAGCCCUUCCUGAGGGGGGCAUGGAGGAUGCGGGUGUUGACGAGGGACUGACGGCGGUCACGGACGAUGUGGCGCCUCCGUCCAAUACCCCUGCCGCCACAAUGCCCAACAGCACACCAAAAAGAGCCAGAAGAUCACAGGGCCGACCCGGAAAAGCAGACCCCGACCCGGACUCUGAAACCCCGGCUUCAAUGGCUAUACCGACGUCAAUGACGGGGGUUGCGCAGGGUCUUGUACCAUUCGAGGACGAGUCUGAGCUAUCGGAUCUGUCCGACUCGCCGAUCAAACGACCCUUGCCAAAGCCAAAGACCGAACGCAAGGCAAAAUCAAGACAGUCAUUGCCCAAGAGACCUUCGGGACAAAGCAGCAGUGAGGAAGGGGAAAGCGAUGAGAGCUUCGGGAAGAAGAAGCGUGCGCCGGCAAAAGGGAAAGCCCGGGGUACACGGACAGCGAAUGCAACCCCAACAAAGGGUAGACGUGCUCGAGCAGCUGCCCCCGUUGAGGAUCCCGACAGCGAAUACGAGUCUGGAUCGCAUGAGGGGCAGAAAGAUGAAAGGUCUCCGGAGAAGGGCAAGAAACGCCAGAGCUUAGCUGCCAAGCGUAAAUCCACCACCGGAGAUGUGAACGGGAGCGCCAAAAAGCCAAUCAAGCGCACCAAGUUGGGGGCAUCAAGUCCCUCUCUAUAUGACGACGACGCCAGAAUGUCCUCUCCUUCUCAACCGAAAUCGCAACACCGGAAGGCGGCUCCGAGGGGCUCCCAGGCAUCUAUGACAAAAGGGAAAGGGAAGAAGGUUGACAAGGAUGAGGCCCCACCUUUGUCUGACUUCUUGAAUAGUUUCCAAGAUGCGCCGGAUAAUCAGAAUCACGACGUAUUGAUGCGUAUGUUUGAGGACUCGGGUGACGAGAUGAAGGAACAGCAAGGCGGUGAAGAAUUAUCCAAUGACGAAGACGUCCCCGCAUUCAGGCCUACCACAAGACCGGACGCGCUCUUUGAUACUUGUUUUGUGUUUGCUAAAUAUCCCAAGACGGCCGGGAGUUGGUACAUUGGCGAAUUCUUGGAGUUUCGCCCCGCCAAGAAUGAGGUUGACAAACAGGCCGGAAAGGAUUAUUGCGUAGUCAAAGAUUUCAAUGGCGAGGUGCACGAAAAAAUCAAGUUGGAGGAUAUCGUCACGAGAAAAGACGAACGGAUCGCUACGAUCAAACUUGGGAAUUACGAUUUCACCGAUAGCGGUGAUCAAAAGUUCACUUCUGAUGCCGACUUUCGCCCGCCGUCUCCUCCCCCCCAAGAUCCUUCACCGGACGCCGGCCCCAGCCACCCCACACCGAUUCCAACACAACAAGAGCUUUACCCCGACGACUACAGCGAUCUUCCCACCGCAAAACAACUCUGUCUUAUUCGCCCUCAUCUCCAAUCGGUGCUAGAUGAAUCCUACCCACCGGCGCAGUGGCGCAUGGACGCGUUCCAUCGUGGCAGGAACGACAGAGAGUCUUUGAAGGCACAGGGGAAUAGCGGGGACUACUCGGAGGACGAGAUUGUCGGUGUGCUGCUGCCAGAGCUGAAGAGGUGGGCACUGAGAAGGGAGAGGUGGAGGGAAGCGGAGGCAAGUUAUAUCUCACUGUCAACAGUCGACCAUUUUCUGACUCCUGGACAGCAACGUCCACCAGAGCCCCCCCGACCAUCUGGCUCGAGGCGUUACGAAGCCCUCUCGCCCUCUGAUCGCGACCUCUUUGUGCAGCUCAUACUCUUGCCCGAAGCCAUCGUCGAGAUUUGCAUACGCUCGCACGCCCCCGGCGUGCUUGUGGAAAAGUUGAAAGAAUUGCAGGAGGCGGAGGUUCAUGGAGCAGAUGACUCUGAUGCUUGCUCGUUGAUAUCGUCCGUCCGAGAUUCGGAUGAUGAGGAUGAGGAGAGAAUGGCCAAUCGGGAUGCGGGAACCCCAAGAGUAGAACUGGGUGCAGGAGCUAAAGUCGUUAAUGAGAGAGACCCUCGUGAACAGUCACAGGUGGCGAGGGAUGAAGAGCCGCCCACAGAACCUGAAGCCCAUAGGGAGGGAGAGGAUCAAUCAUCGAACGCGGGUACUGUCAUAGCGAGCACUGCUUCCAUCGCGAAUCCCUCACUGCGAAGCCCGCCUCAGCCAUCCUCGGUCCUCACUCCUGCCUCGCUCCCCCGGCCUUCUCCCGCCCCCGACUUGGCGCCCCUCGCAGAGGACCCCAUGCUUCUUUAUAAAGCCGCACGUGAGCACCUGCUCGAUCUCAGCAAAGAGGACACGGCGAAACGCUGGAGUAUGGGCGAGGCAAUUUUGAAAAGGGCAAGAGAGAACGCGAGAGAAAGAAUCGGGCUGGCGCCGGAACAUCUAAGCAAGGAGGAGAUGAAGGAGUGGGAGGCGAAGAGGGCGCAACCGUUCGGGAGCGAAAGGCCGAUGAGGAGGGUGAGGAGUGGAAGGUCGAACUAUCAGUAG
This is a messenger RNA of Cryptococcus wingfieldii CBS 7118, 2484 nucleotides long. RefSeq lists its product as hypothetical. Bases 1 to 2484 code for a protein of 827 amino acids. Lineage: Eukaryota; Fungi; Basidiomycota; Tremellomycetes; Tremellales; Cryptococcaceae. The record is from RefSeq and is a predicted model, not a curated record. The transcript is spliced from 3 exons.